CCUCUUUCCCCUUCUAGGUUGCCGGUAGCUAGUAGGAGCUGAGGCUCUUCCCUGAGGAGAACGUCGCGGCCGUAGGUCGCUGCACCCGUGGGGAGUGGAUGCCGUUAGCGGAGGAGGUCGACCUCCCCCACCUCCUGGGCCCCUCCCGCCUUCGGGGACUGCCCGCGGCGCCACUUUAUCUUGCCAGGUAUUAUCAUUAUGGAAGAUAAAGAGAUACCAACAGUGAAUCUCACAGUGACACCUUUGCAGCAAAUGAUGGCCUCAUGUACUGGAGCUAUACUUACAUCACUAAUGGUGACACCUUUGGAUGUUGUUAAAAUUCGUCUUCAAGCUCAGGACCACCAAUAUCCCAAAAGAAGGUGUUUUUUAUAUUGUAAUGGACUGAUGGAUCAUCUGUAUUACUGUGACGAGGGUAGCCACAAAGCAUGGUACAAGAAGCCUGGCCGUUUCAGUGGAACAUUGGAUGCCUUUUUGAAAAUUAUUCGAAAUGAGGGCAUAAAAUCCUUGUGGAGUGGUCUUCCUCCUACACUAGUGAUGGCAGUUCCUGCUACAGUUAUAUACUUUACUUGUUAUGACCAGUUAUCUUCAUUUAUGAAGUCUAAACUAGAAAAUGAUGCCUACAUACCAAUUUUUGCUGGAAUUCUGGCCAGAUUAGGUGCAGUAACUGUAAUAAGUCCCUUAGAGUUGAUUAGAACCAAAAUGCAAUCCAAGGCAUUUUCUUAUAAGGAAUUACAUCUGUUUAUCAGAAGGAAAUUGUCACAGGAUGGUUGGAUUUCACUCUGGAGGGGUUGGAGUCCUACUGUUCUUAGAGAUGUGCCUUUCUCAGCAAUGUACUGGUAUAACUUUGAAGUGCUUAAGAAGUGGCUUUGCAAAUGCUCUGAUAAUCAUGAGUCAACCUUUGCGAUUAAUUUUACUGCAGGAGCAUUAUCUGGUUCUAUUGCAUCUGUUGCAACUUUACCAUUUGAUGUAGUGAAAACACAAAAACAAACCCAACUUUGGAGAUAUGAAACUUCAAAAGAAUUUCGAGCUUGAAGGGACCUCAGAAGUGAGCAGAGAGAGAGGAAAGGAGUCUACACUGUAACCACCUGCACAGAUAAUCAAUUUUGAAAGAUUUAGAUAGUUUUCUAAAGACCACAAUUCUGAAAUACUCAUGAUGAAACAUGCAGUCCACCUCCAGAUAGAGAAGUGAUGGACUCAGAGUGCAGAUUGAAUAGUUUUUCCUUUCUUUUCCUUGUUUUUUUUUCUAACAUAGCCAAUGUGGCAUUUGUUUUACAUAAUUAUGCAUAUUAUGAUGGGUUUUGUUGUUUUGCUUCCCUUCUUAUUGAGUGAAAGUCAGGAUUAGGGGAAAGAGAGAAUUUAUAACUGAAAAAAUAAAAAUGUCUCCUUUAAAAAAUGAAAAAAAAUAUUUUUUAAAGGACCUCAGAUAUUUUGGAUAAAUAAGUUUAAACCAGCCUUUCAUACCAUAUACCACAAUAAACUCUGAAUGGAUAUGUUGACCUUAUUAUAAAAUGUUAGGUUAAAAAAAUAGAGUAAACUUAAAGGAGAUACCCUUUACAACUUCAAAAGAGAAUUCUAACCCAUAUUCAAGGAUAGUGGUAGCCAUAAAAGGUUAAACUAGACAAAACUAAAAUUUUGUACAGAUAAAAAUCAAUUAUCUUUAUAUUUGUAUUUUAUAUGGUGUCGAUAAAGAAAAACAUCUCUGCAUCAGAUAACUAAUUAAAAUUGAUAUGCAAAAUGCAUAGUAUAAGGGUAUUAGAAAUUAAGUCUUGUUAUAUUAGUUAAGAGAUAAGAAGUAGAGAAGCUGCCUUGAGAAAGAAUUGGCGUUUCAAACAGAGCUGAAACAGUGAUAGUUUGAAGUCUUAAUGGUUUUUCUGUGGCUGUUGGUCUCUGGCAGUUGGCAGAGUUAGAGACUCUGAGAGCUUGAAGGAGGUAACAUCUUUACCUCUCUCUCUCUCUCACUGUCUGAGGGAGAAGGAAAGGAGGGAAAUAACUGAAGGAGCUAAGUGUUUUCUUUUCCCAACUUGGGAAACACUAGUGACUAUUUCUGUCUUAACUCUGAGCUUGUUUUAACUCCGAGAAGACCAAAGAAAGACCUGGUCUUUGUUUUGGACUCUGAGUCUGCUAAGGCUCCGAAUCCUAACUUGGUUCUUGAUGAGACUCAACCAGAUAGCCUUUGUUAUUUUUAUAAUGUGGAGGUAAAGAUAGAAUUAUAAGGAAAAUAGUGUUAGUUUAUUUAGAAUAGUAAAAAUUUGGGUUAGUCAGAUCAGGAAGGAUCAGUGUAGCCUGUGGACACAGGAGAAGAGGUUCCUUGUGGAACCAGGGAGUUUUAUUUGGGUGGAGUUAGAAUCCCUUAGAGUUAGAAAUAAAUAGUUUAUUUUUAUGUAACAAGAGUCUCCUUAGCAUCCUUGCGCCUGGCCCUGAAGAGAAGUUCUCUUAUGAGCUUCACUUCACUUAUAUAAACUGAAAAUACUUUGUAAGCACAGCAAGCAAAGUAUCUAAAUCAGUUUAUAAUCAAUAAUCAAUACAUUGCCCUAUUUUUUUACAGUUUGCCUUUUAUUUUUACAAUAGGGAACUAUAAAAAAUAUAAAAAAAUUUUUAAAAGGUGGUUUCCAAAACAUACAAAGUCCAAGAAUAUGAGCAAAUAAUUUUCAAAAGAAAUUUUUGCAGUCUACCAGGGAUCAUAUGAAAACAUGCUCCAGAUUAUUAAUAAUUAAAGAAUACAUAUUAGGUUUCAUUUCAUCACUAUAAAAUUGGAAAAAUGACAAAAGAUAGAAAUAGUCCUAAGUUAAAAGAAUUACAAAGGUUUCAGAAAGACACACUAAUAGACUCUUGUUGAGUCUGUGAAUUGUUUCAACAAUUUGGUAUUAUGUAAGAAGAGUCACUAAUCUCAGUGUUCAUACCCUUUGACCAAGUGGUCCCACUCCAGGGCACAUAUCACAAGGAGAGACAGCAAUAGGAAGAAAGGUCCCAUGUAUAUCAAGUUAUAUGUAGCAACAUUCUUUGUGAAAACCAAAAACUGGAAAUAAAGUGAGUGCCCUUUGAUGUAUGAAUGGCCGAACAAAUAGUGGUAUGUACAUGUAAUGCUUAUCAUUGUGCCCUGAGAAAUUAUGAUUAUGAGCAUUUCAGAGAAAUAUGGACUAAUAUGAACUGAUGAAUAAAGUUAAGCAAAUGGAGGAAAACUUCAUAUAAUGACUACAGUAAUACAAACAAAAAUAUUAAGAUGAAGCUGAUGGCUGUAUGGUUUUUAUAACUAAUCUUGCUCUUUGUGGAGAAGAGGCAAGGAAAUGUGCCUCCCUCUUUGAUUUGUGAGAUGAUAUACUCUUGGUCCAGAGUGUUUCACAUGGCAAAUGAAUUGGCAAGUCCUACUCAGAUAUUUGAAAGGGGUUAAUACAAAGAUGCCCUGCUUUAAAAAAAUAAAAAGGUAUCAAUGUCAAUUUUCAAAAGACCGCAGAAGUCGGCUCCAUUUUUUUGUUGAUCUUCAGAGAUCACUUCUUUAUGGGGCCUAUGCUACUGCUUUUACCUCUGAUAUACUCCAAACCCCAUGCAUUUUUAAAAACUCAUUUUCCUUAGCUAAUAAAAUGAACAAUUUUGAGUUGAAUUUAAUUUGGACAAUAAUGUUGGUUUUCCCAUCACCCUCAUUUCAAUACCAGUCUUAUAGUUUUUGAAGUAAAAUAGAUUUGAUUUAACCUCUGAACAAAUUAUGUUUUUUGGAUUAGAAAAUGAAUACCCAUUCUUAUUUAAGGGAUAAAUAACUUUCUUGUUAGUUUUUUCUCCUAGAAAUUGCUAUUUAGGGGAAAAAAAAACUUUAGAUCUAUUUUGUCGGUUUAUUAUAUUUACUGUAUUUCAUAGUGACAUUUUCACAUAUAAUACUUCUUUUAUAUAGCAUCUUCAGAUAAUGAGGUCCCACAAGUGAAUUUUUCAGAUAAAAGUUUACUUUUUAGUUUAAAAUUUUUGAUAGGAAUUUUUUUUACAUGUAUUACAUAUAAUUUAAUUAGGAUCAUCCCUGUAAUGACAACAGAAUGAUUAUUUUUACUGAACCAUACAGUCAUAGAAUCACAGGCUUUUCAGAAUUGAAAGGUUCUUCAGUAGCCUUCAUAGUCAAAACUUAUACCUGAAUUUUUUUUUUUCUAUAACAUAAUAGACAAGUAUAUCCAGCCUUUGCUGAGGAAACAUCAUGACUACCCAAGUUAAUUCUUUCCCCUUUUGGCUGUGUGACUUUCUUGCUCUUUUACAAUACAUAUACUUUACCUCCUGGCCCUUCUCACAGGCUGUCCCAUGUGGCUGAAGUAUUUGUCCCUUUUGUUUUCUUUGGGGUAUAGUUUAAGUAUCUUCUCCCUUAAGCCUUUUCUGAGCCUCCUCCUCCCAGUUAUUUUGUGUAUGUAUAUAAGCAUACUUGUUACCUCCAUCAAUAAAAUGCAGUUAAUCAAUACAAAAUUCCCUGGAGUGUAAGAACCAAUUCACUUUUGUCUUUGUAACCCCACAGCCUAUAUCAGUAUGUAUUUAGCACAUAAUAAAUACUUUAUAAACAAGCCUUUCAUAUCUUUCUGGAACAAUAGAGGUAUUAGGACUAGACGGCAUUGUAGUCAGUGAAAUUUUACUGGUUGAAAUACCAGAGCCUUGGAGUAGUCAUUCAGGGGGCAAUGUCACUUAAAGGGAAGCCUCCUAGAGUCGACUUCAGGUCCGUGGAGCCUUGUUCUUUUCAGCAUUUUAUUAGUAACUUGGAUGAAGGUAUAGAUGACCUGCUUAAUCACACAUGUCCAGAGGACAUAAGGCUAGAAAUGAACAUGCUGGAUGAUAAGAUUCAAAAACAUCUUGGGAAACUAGAAUGAUGGACCAAAUAAGUCUUAUUUGAACCUAAAAACAUAAUCUUAAAAAAAAAAAAAAAUAUAUAUAUAUAUAUAUAUAUAUAUAUAUAUGUAUGUAUGUGGGGGACAGGAGCAGCUAGCUGGCUCAGUGGAUUGAGAGCCAAGCCUAGAGACAGGAAGUACUGGGUUCAAAUGUGGCCUCAGACACUUCCUAGGCAUAUAACCCCAGGUAAGUCACUUAACUCUAGUUGCCUAGUCUUUAGUGCCUUCGAACUAAAACACAGUGUUGGUUCUAAGAUAGAAAGCAAGGGCUUUUUUUUUUUUUUUCAAGUAUAUAUGAGGGGAGAGUAGUUCAUUUGAAGAAUAUCUUAGGGUUUUAACAGACUGUGGAGUUAACAUGACAGCCAAAAAACGAAUAUAGUUUUAGGUUGAAUUAAGAGGCAUAGAGUUCAAAACAUAGAAUUUGGUUGUCGAGCUAUUCUCUAUCCUGGUUAAAUCACAUCUAAAUUGCUAAUUUCUUGGUGUAACAUUUUUUUCCCCAGUAAUGAAAGUCCAUCUUCCUCUCCAUACCUUUUCCCCCAAUUGAUAAUGAAAAGGAAAAUUCUUUUAAAGAAAUAUGCAUAGUCAAACAAAACAAAUUCCUUCUUUGGCCAUGUCUCUCUGAAAAAGCCUUAGUGAGCUUGGUGCAGCCACAAAGGACAGUGACAAAAUGGCGAGUAACCAAAGGAGGGUAAUCAGGAUGUUAGGGAUAUGGAGACCAAGUGAAGGAGGAAGAGUUAGUCUAGAAAAGAGAACAUCUGAAGGAUAGUCACAUAGAAGAAAGACUUCACUGUUUUGUGCUUGGCCUCACAGGCCAUACUGGAGGAUUAAUUGAUAGAGGGUGCAGAAUGAAACAUUUCAGUUUAAGGAAUCUAACUUCCUUAAGGAUUAAAAUGAUCCAAAAUGCAGUGGUAUGCUUCUUGAGGAUUUCUCCACACCUGAGUCUUCAGAAGAUGACUGAACAAAUACUAGAGAUAUUGUAGAGAAGAUUCUUGUUUAGACACUCACUGACUGAUGAUCUCUGAUGGCCUUUCCAAUUUUGAGAUUAUAUAAUUUUUAAGGUUGAAAAUGAUAUGAAAUUAAAGUAAAUGUAGGAUUUAAAUAAAUGUCCAAGACUCCAAGAAUUAUAUUUUAUAAAGUUUAUUAAUAAUCACUCGAAGUAGAAGGGAUAAAAAGAAAAUAGAAGUUAAAAAACAACUAAUUAUCUCACCACAUUAGCAAAACUCUCCUGGCUCUCACCUGAUACCACUUGCACCAAACUUAAUCACAGGAAGAGCAAGCGAGAUAUGGAGCUACACAAAAUUUAUAUCCUGCUUACGUCAGCACAUAAUGUGAGAAGGAGACGGUUGCUGGGAAUUGUAGUUCUGGGGUUCAGAUUCCAAUUACACAAUCCCCUCUCCCUGUGUUUCUCAUGGAAAAUGAGCAUUUAGAAAUCUCCCAGAGUUACAUGCCUAGUUUCCCCAUGGAAUCAGUACACAUAACCAACUUACAUCUCUAAAGAUUUUCAACUAGAGGUACAUACAAUAUUGCACUUUCUAAUUGGAAAUUAUAAUAAUUUGGGGAUAAGAGGGAAAUAAAGAAAGAGUACAAAACUAAUGAUCGAUAGGCACAUUGACAAAAACCAAUUAGGGGGCAGUCCCCUUUGGUAUAAGAGCAUAUAUUCAAAAUAAAUGCGUUCAAUCCCCUCCAUAGUUCAAUUUCACUAUAUCUCAAAGUUCAUUCUGGAUCUUUUGGUGCAGUGUGAGGUUUUUGCAGGUAUUUCCAUGGUGCCUUCUCCAAACAGUUCACUUUCUUGAUUAGGGAAGGUAGCAAGUUUCUUAUUCUAAAAUUACUCUCAAACAAGAAAAAUUUUAUAAAUGUAGAAUUAUAUUCCAAUUAUACAAUCCCCUCUGAGGAGGGUGUUGACAAACACCCAGGGAUAUAAGGCUGAGUUACGAGGUAUGUGAAUCAAUUGUAAAAAGGAAGUCAAAAACAUUAAAAAAAAUAGAAGAAAAGAAAAAAAUGAAAUAGUAUAUAAAAUUUCUCAGUAAUCAUGAGAGAAUAAACCCAUACCAGGUCCUGGAAUCAGAGUCGAGUAAAAUAAUCUAUGUCCUACAAUCCUAUAGGACCAUUGCAGCAAUAUGCACUUUUACCCAAUGAGCAGCCAGGACUACAGAAAAUUGCCACAUUAUGAAGGAGAAAGAAAAAGGACUAGAUUUUGAAGCAGGUGGUAAAUAUCAUUCCCUGAUCUGAUUUUACCUUCACUUACAGGGAUAGGAGAGCCAGAAUUAUAGCCAAACUGAGGUACUUUGUCUGAACCUGGCAUGGCGAGAUCCUGCAUUUGAUGUUGUCAAAUAGCCACUUCCUUGAACCCCAAAACAAGUCCUCUGUCUUGGCACAGAUUCUCAUCAAUUCCAUGGGGAUUGGUUGGUCUCCUUGACCUUGUGCUUCUUGGUACUGCAUAAUGGCUCUUUUGUGAACCCUUCUCCUGGAAUCAGACACAAUCAUUAAUCAAAGUCCCAUCGUAUUUAACAAUCAAUGGCAGACUUCCAUACAUUGGGGGUAUGCAUUAAUAUUAGGGCUAAUGGAUGUAAACUUAUAUUAGUACAAAACAUGUACUACUAGUACAAAAAAUUAGAGAAAAGAGAAAACUUAGAUACUCCAUUGCACAUACAAGGAAAAACAAUAAUAAAAUUAAAAAUAAAUUUAAAAAAUAGUUCAUGAUCAGUGACACACUGUGUUACCCAAGGAGAGUUAGAAUACAAAGGUUUCUCACCCAGAAAUGAGAUCUAUUUCCUUUUUAACUUUGCCAUGGUCCACAAUGUGAGUGCAAAUGAUUUUCACCAAGUAACAGCUUUAUAAAACAGUAGUACCACUAAUGCACAUUCAAGAAGUACCCAAAUCAUAAGAGCCCAUUUAAUGACAAUAGCAAACAAACUUGCUAUCAUUAGGAUCCACAUGAGUCUCUAUAGCCUCUUGCUGUGUGACAUUUAAAACAAACAAACUUUGAAGCUCAUGGAUACUUGUCACAAGUUCUCCAGAUCUAGCCAAACUUUCAGUCUUGGCUGAGAUAUUUUUUAGCAAAGUCUAUUACUGCCAUCAUUCCAAAAUUUGGCAGAGGAGCCCAGAAAAAAAAAAAAACAA
Molecule: messenger RNA, 7967 nt
Organism: Monodelphis domestica (gray short-tailed opossum)
Lineage: Eukaryota; Metazoa; Chordata; Mammalia; Didelphimorphia; Didelphidae
Gene: SLC25A40
Product: solute carrier family 25 member 40
Biological process (GO): mitochondrial transmembrane transport
Cellular component (GO): mitochondrion
Source: RefSeq, a predicted model, not a curated record